UUUGCUCUUUCCUUUUCUUAGGGGAAGAGAGCUUUGCGAAAAGACGAUUUUGCCCUCUGAUUCAUUGGCUAUGGCGGCGCCGGAAGCUCCCGUUUGCUAUGUCGGAGUUGCUAGAAAGUCCGCCGCCUUCCGUCUCAUGAAACAAAUGGGAUGGGAAGAAGGAGAAGGCCUAGGCAAGAACAAGCAAGGAAUCAAAGGAUAUGUCAGAGUUCAAAACAAACAGGACACUGCAGGUAUCGGUAUAGAAAAGCCAAAUGAGUGGGCGUUUGACACUGCUCAGUUUGAUAGCAUACUUAAAAGAUUGAAAGUGCAAACAGCUGAAACCAACAAUGAUGAAGUAAAAGAGAAAAAAGAAGUGCAAAAUGACACAACAACAAGAACUUCUAAUGACGAACAAGAGACUGUUGCUAAGGUUACUCGACCUCAAGGAAGGUAUAAGAAAAGAGAGAGAGGAAAGCUUGUUCAUGCAUAUUCCUCUCAGGAUCUUGAAGGAAUUCUUGUCAAAAAGACAAAGACUUCUCAGACAAUUGAUGAUCAGAAGGUACCAGAUACAGCAGAGACUAUUAUUGUUGCCGAUGAUGCAUGUAAUGAAGAUCAAGGUGUUCCCCCAGAAUGGUGGGGCUAUAAAAAUGGAUUUGUCUCGGGAGGAUUUCUUGGAAGUCAAGCUCAGAAGAAAAAGUCAUCCUCAUCGGAAAAGAUGCGAGACUUCAGUGAGAGGACCACAUUCCAUGAGGAUGAUCAAGAAAAUCUUUAUAAUCUUGUCCAAAACACAGCCACAACUGGAAAACAAGGACUGGGUAUCAAGGACCGGCCAAAGAAGGUUGCCGGUUGCUACUUUGAGGGGAAAAAGACGUCCUUUGAAGAUAGUGAUGAUGAAAAUUCUUCUGAGUCAAAUCCUCCCAUGAGAGAAGAAUCUGAAGAAAUCAGUGACCCUGUAAAAAACGAUGAACCAAAAUUGAAGCUGAAGAAAUUGUGUAAACGGCUGUUGAAACAGGCUCCGGGGAACUCGUUAAAGCUGAAGCAGCUUAAAGUGCUAAUUGAUGAACAAUCAUCAGAUUUUUUCUCCAAUUUAACUAAAAAAGAAGCGCUUGCUUUUUUGAAAUGCAAGCUUGAAGGUAGUGACAAGUUCUCAGUGGAGGGAAAGAGGGUGUCUCUUUCUUAAAGAAGGCUGAAAGAAUUUCGCCUUUGCUGAGAUUGUAGCUGUAACGAAAUGUAGAUGGCCAUCGAGUUUAGGUGAACACAGUAAAUCAACUAGGUGGGACGUUAUGAGUUUGCCACCUCAAGUUCAUUUUGUUUUGCCGAGAUAUAUCAAGGAGCAGACCAUUGCGUUUGGGUAGCGAAGUACAGCAUUUAGGCAGUCUUCUCUUCAUCCACUGACCUGCCCUUUUGUUCUUUUUUCUUUUCUUCUACCACCCUCUCUGCUUUCUUUUUUGUUUUUAAAACUACUUUUUGGGUGAUUAUUUGUCUGGUAUAGGCUGAGGAAUAGAAGUCAGUAUAAGUUGUAUUAUGAGCAAAUGCACAAUUAUUUGAUUGUUACAGAUUUUUGGUUUGUUAUUAUUGCACAGA
Molecule: messenger RNA, 1566 nt
Organism: Capsicum annuum
Lineage: Eukaryota; Viridiplantae; Streptophyta; Magnoliopsida; Solanales; Solanaceae
Product: G-patch domain-containing protein 1
Exons: 11
Coding region: 71-1162 (363 amino acids)
Biological process (GO): regulation of ribosome biogenesis
Cellular component (GO): nucleolus
Molecular function (GO): nucleic acid binding
Source: RefSeq, a predicted model, not a curated record